Messenger RNA from Scleropages formosus (Asian bonytongue), 5274 nucleotides. RefSeq names its product high density lipoprotein binding protein a (gene hdlbpa). The record is from RefSeq and is a predicted model, not a curated record. Gene Ontology annotation, molecular function: mRNA binding. The transcript has 28 exons. NCBI's taxonomy places the organism in Eukaryota, Metazoa, Chordata, Actinopteri, Osteoglossiformes, Osteoglossidae. The coding region runs from base 191 to 4006 and encodes 1271 amino acids.
CGUGGGCAACGCUCUUCACUCCUGGAGUUACGUUGUCAAGCUUCUGCACCAUCUCGGGCAGACGGGAACACCAACAGAAGCAAAAGCUGGCAGGCUGACACGAACAAACAGCUUAACAGGACGGAUUAUCUGGUAACUGACCAUUUAGCUGUGGCACACUCGGACUCCGUGUAAAAGUGGGAUUUCGACCAUGAGCUCUGUUGCUGUACUUACGCAGGAAAGCUUCAAUGAGCACCGCAAUGGUCUCCUACCUGAGCAGAUUUCCAGUGUUGGCUCAUCUGGGAACGAUGAUGAUGAUGUGUUGCCAACCUAUAAAGAAGCCUUCCCUCCACUGCCUGAGAAGGCGGCUACACCUGAAGGAAGGCAGGAGCUGGACAAUGCUUGGACAAAAAUCCGGCCCCUGAAGUCCUCUAUCAUCACCCAGGUGUUCCAUGUCCCACUGGAAGAGCGCAAGUACAAGGACAUCAACCAGUUUGGCGAAGGUGACCAGGCCAAGAUUUGUGUGGACAUCAUGCAGAAGACUGGGGCCCACCUGGAACUGUCAAUGGCCAAGGACCAGGGCCUCUCCAUCAUGGUUUCUGGGAAGCUGGAUGCUGUCAUGAAGGCUCGAAAGGAGAUCGUUUCUAGACUGCAGACUCAGGCUUCUGCUACUGUGGCCAUUCCCAAAGAGCACCACCGCUUUGUCAUUGGCAAGAAUGGGGAAAAGUUGCAGGAGUUGGAACUGAAGACUGCCACCAAGAUCCAGAUCCCAAGGCCUGAAGAUCCCAGCAAUCACAUCAAGAUCUCCGGCACUAAGGAAGGCUUGGAAAAAGCAAAGCAUGAGAUCCUGCUAAUUUCUGCAGAGCAGGACAAGCGUGCUGUAGAACGAGUAAACAUUGAUAAGGUGUACCACCCUUUCAUAACUGGUGCCUACAAUAAAUUUGUGGCUGAGAUGAUGCAAGAAACUGGUGCCCGGAUUAAUGUUCCCCCACCCAGUGUCCUCAAGACGGAGAUUGUCAUCACUGGGGAGAAAGAACAGGUGGCCCAGGCUGUGGCUAUGAUCAAGAAGAUUUAUGAAGAAAAGAAGAAGAAUGCCACCACCAUUGCUGUAGAAGUGAAGAAAUCUCAGCACAAAUAUGUGAUUGGCCCCAGAGGAAACACCUUGCAGGAGAUUCUGGAGAAAACUGGUGUCUCGGUCGAGAUCCCACCACCCGAUAGCAGCUCUGAAACUGUCAUCCUUCGAGGAGAACCAGACAGGCUAGGCCAGGCACUUACAGAGGUGUAUGCCAAGGCCAACAGCUACACUGUGUCCUCUGUCUUGGCUCCUUCUUGGCUUCAUCGCUUCAUAAUUGGCAAAAAGGGACAGAAUCUGGCCAAAAUUACUCAGCAAAUGCCGAAGGUGCACAUUGAGUUUACGGAAGGGGAAGAUAAGAUCACUUUGGAGGGACCCACUAAGGAUGUUCAGCAAGUGCAGAGCCAGAUUGAAGCCAUUGUCAUGGAUCUGGUUAACCGCAUGGACUACACUGAGAUCAGUGUUGACCCUAAGUUCCACAGACAUCUUAUUGGAAAAGGUGGUGCCAACAUUAAUCGUAUCAAGGACCAGUACAAAGUGUCUGUUCGCAUCCCUCCUGACAAUGAGAAGAGUAACCUGAUCCGUAUAGAGGGGGACCCCCAAGGUGUGCAGGAAGCCAAGAAGGAGCUGCUGGAGCUGGCAUCGCGCAUGGAGAACGAGCGUACAAAGGACAUGAUUAUCGAACAGCGUUUUCACAGAGCCAUUAUUGGACAGAAGGGAGAAAAAAUAAAGGAAGUCCGGGAUAAGUUCCCUGAAGUCAUCAUUAACUUUCCUGACCCAGCCCAGAAGAGUGACAUUGUUCAGCUGCGUGGGCCCCGCACUGAGGUGGAAAAAUGUUCUAAAUUCAUGCAGAAGAUGGUGGCUGAGAUGGUGGAAAACAGCUAUUCUGUUUCAGUUCCCAUCUUUAAACAAUUUCAUAAGAAUAUUAUUGGAAAAGGCGGUGCAAAUAUCAAAAAGAUCCGUGAGGAGACCAACACAAAGAUCGACCUGCCUGCAGAGAACAGCAAUUCUGAGAUGAUUGUCAUCACUGGGAAGAAGGCCAACUGUGAGGCAGCACGAAACCGCAUUCUUGCCAUCCAGAAAGAGCUGGCCAACAUCACUGAGAUUGAGGUUUCAAUCCCCUCCAAACUCCACAACUCCCUGAUUGGCUCUAAAGGGCGCUUUGUGCGCUCCAUUAUGGAGGAAUGUGGUGGUGUGCACAUUCAUUUCCCCACCGAGGGCUCUGGCAUUGACACUGUCACCAUCCGAGGUCCAGUAGAGGAUGUGGAGAAGGCCAAACGUCAACUGCUAUCUGUUGCCGAAGAAAAGCAAACGAAGAGCCACACAGCAGAGCUGCGAGCCAAGCCUGAGUACCACAAGUUCCUCAUUGGUAAGGGUGGUGGCAACAUCAAGAAGGUGCGGGACAGUACUGGGGCUCGGAUUAUUUUCCCAACAGCAGAUGACAAGGACCAAGAGUUGAUCACAGUGGUGGGAACAGAGGAGGCAGUUCGGGAAGCUCAAAAAGAACUUGAGACGCUCAUCAAGAGCCUGGAUAAUGUGGUGGAAGACGGCAUGACUGUGGACCCUAAGCAUCAUCGGUACUUUGUGGCACGCCGUGGCCAGGUCCUGCGGGACAUUGCAGAUGAGUAUGGAGGUGUCAUGGUGAGCUUCCCUCGCACAGGCUCGCAGAGUGACAAGGUAACGCUGAAGGGAGCCAAGGACUGUGUAGAGGCAGCUAAGAAGCGCAUGCUGGAGAUAAUUGAGGACCUGGAGGCUCAAGUGACCAUGGAGUGUGUGAUUGCCCAGAAGUUCCACCGUUCCAUAAUGGGUCCCAAGGGCUUGCGCAUCCAGCAGAUCACCAGAGAGCAUAACGUGCAAAUAAAGUUCCCAGAGCGUGAGGAUGUUCAGGCUUCUACUGCUGAAACCACUGCCCAAGAGAAUGGAGAAACCAAUGGAGAAGUGAAGGAUGCUGCAGACCCUGCCACUCCAAGGAAGUGUGACGUGAUUGUUCUGUCUGGUCGCAAGGAGCGCUGUGAGGCAGCUGUGGAGGCGCUCAAGGCUUUGGUUCCUGUGACCAUUGAAGUGGAAGUGCCGUUUGAGCUCCACCGCUACAUUAUUGGCCAGAAGGGAAGUGGAAUUCGUAAGAUGAUGGAUGAAUACGAGGUAAAUAUCCAAGUGCCUGCUCCUGAGUUGCACUCGGACAUAAUUGCCAUCACUGGUCUGGCCUGCCACCUUGAUCGCGCCAAAGAAGGCCUUUUGGAGCGUGUCAAAGAGCUGCAGGCUGAGCAGGAGGACCGGGCUCUCAGGAGUUUCAAACUGACCAUAACUGUGGACCCUAAGUAUCACCCCAAAAUCAUUGGGCGCAAAGGUGCCAUCAUCACCCAAAUCCGCAAUGAACAUGAUGUCAAUAUUCAGUUUCCUGAGAAGAAUGAUGAGAAUCAGGACCAGAUAACAAUCACUGGGUAUGAGCAAAAGGCAAUUGCUGCACGCAAUGCCAUUCAGGCCAUUGUUGAUGACCUGGAGGAGAUGAUUUCAGAAGACAUCACUCUGGACAGCAGGGUGCAUGCCCGUAUCAUUGGGGCACGUGGAAAAGGCAUUCGUAAGAUCAUGGAUGAGUUCAAGGUGGACCUGAAGUUUCCUCAGAAUGGUGCUGCAGAUCCCAACCUUGUCACAGUUAUGGGACGACCAGAAGAUGUGGACGAAGCAAUUGAUCACCUUCUGAACCUGGAAGAAGAAUAUCUGGCAGAUGUGGUUGAGAACGAGUCUAAACAGGCCUAUAUGAAGCCACGUGCAACUGCUUCCAGUGUUUCUGCUGGAGAGGAGCAACGUAGCUCAUCCAAAGGCUUUGUGGUGAGAGAGGCACCAUGGACCACCAGCACCGAAAAAGCUCCAGAUAUGAGCAGUUCUGAAGACUUCCCCAGCUUUGGGGCUUCAGUGACACCGAAGACCUCUCCAUGGGGCCCAAAGCGUUUCUAAGAAAAUUCUGAAGGACAUGGAUUCCACAACUUCCCCCUCCUGCCUGCCCCUCCUCUCCCUCACACAUGUACAAAACUGGGCUCACUGCUAAAGACACUGACCUGGUGAACCCCCACACACACACACACACACACACACACACACAAAAGUUCACUUAAGUUGUGGCUGGAAAUGACACAUUUUUGUCCUUCCCACUACAAUCACUUUUUGGCUGGCUAAAUUCUUUGUUAGCCUUGUGAUUGUUAGAAAUACUAGAAGUAUUUUCAGGAUUGAUUUAUCCAACUUGAUUUCUUUGGACUUCAAGAAAUGAUUAUGGCCAUGUUUAACAUUUCAAGAAGUGAUAGACUAUAGUUGGAAAGUUUUACCAACUGCAUCAUGGCAGAAUUCUCUUGACUUUUGUAUGUCACUGCCUGCCUAGGAUCAUCUAAUUUUAUUUGGGAUAGAGGAAAUCUGUGACUCAGUUUCCAGUAGAAAAUGGUGACCUAGAACAGUCUGUUCACAAUUUCCUGUACAUUGUGGUUGAACUUGUGUGCACUCUUGUUUGACAAUGGUGAAACUGUGCUUCUUAAUCCAAAGCUGUUGCCAAGGCAAUUGAACAAAUCUGUCAGGGCUGAAUGAACUGCUCCUGUCAUAGUUGCCUUGGCAACAAAUAUUGUUACCUCUGAUGCGAGAUGUGAAACUUGUCCCUCUCCUUGCACUUUUAUGAUGGAAGUAAACGUGCCCCAUUGUGACAGGUACCUGGCUGUCUACGCUUCAGUUGGAGCCUUAGUCUAUCUUGUCUGGGCUUGACAGUACCGUAUGGGGCAAGUUAUUUUCCUCCUGCCCUUUCAAAGCCUGGUACCUUUAAUAGAAAUAUUGGAAUUUUAUUGCAACUCGUAUGCGGUUUUGCAAUGAUGAAAAAAGUUUGGUCAGAACUUAUCUACACUACAUGAUCAUGCUGGGUUCAAAGUAGUUUGUCAGCUACAACUGGAAAGUCCAUUAAUGGCCCACUUUUUUCCUCAAAUACACUAACUGCACCAACUAUGUGGAAGUGUGUAGAACUUUUGUUCAGUUUCUUAUGCCAGUUAAGUCUGAUGCCAUUCCUGUCACUGCUACUGGGUCAGUGUCUCACCCCUUUCUGUCUUCCAGUUGCUGGGGAGACUCUUGAGUUUCCAUGGCAACAAACCUCUUAUCAGCCUUAAGAAAAAAGAUUAUGCAAGAACAAAGUGAAAAGAUCACAUGGAUAACACUGGAAUUUUAAAUGUCCAAAUAAAAAAAAAAAAAAAAGG